This is a messenger RNA of Perkinsus marinus ATCC 50983, 1216 nucleotides long. Its product is annotated as hexose transporter, putative. NCBI's taxonomy places the organism in Eukaryota, Perkinsozoa, Perkinsida, Perkinsidae. The record is from RefSeq and is a predicted model, not a curated record. The transcript has a single exon. Gene Ontology annotation, cellular component: membrane. Gene Ontology annotation, biological process: transmembrane transport. The coding region runs from base 1 to 1017 and encodes 338 amino acids. Gene Ontology annotation, molecular function: transmembrane transporter activity.
AUGGCUUUCAGAACUGAUGCCGGCUCUAUUGAUCCCAAUGCUACCGACGGCACCUUCUGUCAGUGGCGUACUGUGAGUUGGAUUUAUUUGAUUCCCAGUGCUCUAUUGGGUAUCUGUAUGUUCUUCGUUCCGGAAUCUCCUCGUUGGUUAGCUCAGCAUAGUCGUGCUGACGAUGCCAAGAUGGUUCUAUUGAGACUGAGAGGUUAUGAGUCAGUUGAAGAGGAUCCUGAGAUCAUGGAAGAAGUGAAGGCUUAUGAGAUAUUAGCUGCCCAUAAUGCUAAGAACGCAAAGAACACCUGGAAGGAGAGUGCUUCCUGGGCUUCCAGUGCGCUUGGCCAUUGCAAGAUGCAGUUGUUCAUUGGUAUUGCUUUGCAAGUCCUCCAGCAGUUCUCCGGUAUCAAUUCCGUUAUAUUUUAUCGAACAACUAUCUUCCAGGCUGCUAGAUUGGAUAACAAAGAGGCUAUGGCACUUGCUGUUAUGGCUGCUCAAGUGGUUGUAACUCUAAUUGCUUGCAUCAUCAUGGAUAUCGCGGGAAGAAGAGUUCUUUUGGUAGCGGGUGCUGCUGGUAUGUGUGUAGCAGCUAUUCUACUGGGUGUAUUCUUCCUCCUUGAUGAUCUUAAUGAUAACGAUAUCAGCUGGUUGGCUAUCUUCUCCGCCUUCUUGUAUAUUGCUUCCUUCGCCAUCGGUGUUGGUGCCAUCCCAUGGUUGAUCAUGGCUGAGAUCUUUCCAAAUGAAGUUAGGGGUCUCGCUGCAUCUAUCGCCACUGGCGUUCACUUUAUCUGUUCUUGGAUAGUCACCAUGUUCUUAGAUGACUAUGGAGAGGCUAUAACAUACCAGGGUGUCUUCUGGAGUUUUGCCGUUGUUUGUCUUGUGACGGUCAUCUUUGUUCUGUUGGUUGUUCCAGAGACAAAAGGCAUGACCUUCGAACAGAUUCAAAAUUACUUCAGUAGAAAAUAUAGUGAGACUUUUGAAGCUUCCGUCAAUGUAGAUGUCGAGAAGGCUGUUUGUUCGCAGUGAGUAUAGUACUGGCACUGAGGUAGUGCUAUUUUCUCUUCAAGUAUGUUCAAUAUGGCCUGUUCCUCGCUAAGAUAGUGUACAUAUAUUCAUUCUAUAGAUCCGUUAACGGGCGACCAAAGGUAUUUUUCAUAUCAUAGGGUUGUUCCGAUAGACUUCUUGAGAUCUACUCCCAGCUUGUCAUUGGAUAAGUUACAAGGCU